Molecule: messenger RNA, 1494 nt
Organism: Biomphalaria glabrata
Lineage: Eukaryota; Metazoa; Mollusca; Gastropoda; Planorbidae
Exons: 6
Coding region: 321-1253 (310 amino acids)
Source: RefSeq, a predicted model, not a curated record
AAUCCAAGUCUUCAGCGGGAUUCGAAUCCAGAUCCCCUCGGUUUGGAACCCAAGCGCUUUACAAUCUGCCACCAUGCCCCAUGAUUGUGAGCUUUGUCCCCAUGCUUUCAUUGAAGUGCAAACAUUUUCCUCAACACUCAAACAUCUUUUCUGAUCUCUACUUGACGUCAUUUAUGGAUGCCACCUAACAUGCAACGAUUUUGUAAUAGCUGGAGUAUCCGGACAUAUAAGAUUUAUGAAUGCAAACAGGUAUCAACUCGAAAAAAAUAUUUUAUCUUUCUGAAAGUGGGAAUGGAAUAGGACUUUUCUGAUAGGUGAAGAUGAGAACUCCAAAACAGGUCAAGACUAUUGCUUCACAGCUUGAGGUUUUAGAAGAGCUACGUGACCAGCUGGAAAAUACCGUUGGUUAUAUCAACUCUGUUAUAAACAUAGGGAAAGAAUGGAUUGAUGAGACCAACAACGAAAGUUUUGUGAAAAUCAAUCAGUUCCUGGUCACUGAGACUUCUGAAUGUUUACGGCGAUGUUCAUCUAUCUUAGACGAGAAUGACGUAAUGCAAACCACAGUUGAACAUGUUCACAGAAAUGCAUCUUCAAACGAAGAAGCUCCUGAUCCAGACGACAAACAAGGCCAACAAUCUGUCAAACAAACACUGGAACAAAAAACCAUGUCAACAUCUCACGCCAAAGAAAUUAACAUUUUAAUACAAAAUCUUAAACAGCAAGUAAUACAAAAUGAACGAAUGUCUAAGCAGCGUCAAGCAGAAACGGAACAAAGUUUUCAUUUCAAAUUUGAGGCGGUAAUGCGAGAACUCGAGGCCGCUAGUAACUUAAUGUCAAAUCUACAGAGUAAGAUGGAAUCUUUGUCAAGUCAAGUGAAAGAAAUGUCAAAAUUUGACAACGCAUCUGAUUUAAUUGACCGACUUCAUAGCGUGGAUGUAACUGUUACAGAACAUCAUAAAAAGAUUGAAGAGCUUCGUCAAGAAUCAACAGAGAACAAUAUCCUCCGGAUAGUCCACGAGUUGCUGAUUGAGCGUGGGGUACUAACACAUCAAACUUUAAGAGAAAACUCAGCUUUUGAAAAAUUGCAUAAAGAUCUCAAAUUUAUAAAAGAUUCUCAAGACCAAGUACAAAUAUCAUUACAAAAACAUGAGAACAUAAGAGGUCUAGAGACAAAUUUCAAGGACUCAGAAACUCUUAGGUCGAAACAUCUGCAAGACUUGAAAAAAAAAAGAAAUGCAAAUACGAAUUACUGAAUGGUCUAAAGUCUCAAUCUGAAUCCACAACAGCUGAUUAUAAACAAAUCGAAACAUAUCUGAAAAGACUAGAUCUUAAUUUCGACAAGCUGAAACAAGAAAACACAGAUCUUUCCACUCAAAUCUCAACACUCAGCGUUACUUCAGCUAAUGAUAAAAGAGAACAGAUAGAGAAAAUAAGUUCUAUAGAAUCUAAGAACAACGAUGUAUCGAGUCGUGUAGAUCAAUUGUGGUCAAGAAA